AUGAUUGUAGACGUACUUAUUGCUUUUUACCAAAAAAAUGAAUGUCUAUGGAACCACAACACUCCUGAGUAUCAUCAAGUAAGACACAAAGAAUUACUUUAUGACAUACUGGUAAAAGAGCUUGAUGAAAAGUAUGAUGUUGGGGGUAUCAAAAAGAAAUGGAAACAACUUUUAAAGCAUUUCAGAGAAGAGCAUGCCAAGGUACAAAUCAAGCCAUCUGGAGCAGGGACAAAUGAAAUAUAAUAUAUAGAUUUAGCCAGGGCUAAAAGCGAGGCUCCCAUUAAUAAAUUUAUAAUUUAAAGUAAACAAUAAAGUUGUAUUCGAAUUCCACAAUUCAGUUAACUUUAGAGCACAUUUAUGUGACUUUAGAGGGAAAGGCUACCUGAUUUUAGAGAAAAAUAAUUUGCAAACAGCCCAAGAGUGAAUCAAAUGUUACAUCGAGUUGAUAGCCUCAUAUGUACACCCAAAAACUGGUAAUCAUCUUCGGUCACAUUUAAGAGCCAUAAUGGCUCUUGAUCACCGUAGAUUAAUUAGUGGAAAAAACAAAUCAGGCCACCUUUUUUGCAUUCGAGAAGUUUACUUUGCAAAAUCUUGUCAACAAAUCUGGGUGCGUUUAAACCAACCUUUUAUACCAUUUAUACAUCACAUCUGAGGUGAAACAGUAGGAUGAGGCACUGUUUUUAUCAUACUGGCAGACCUUGGACAGAAAGCAGUAUUUCACAAUACAAAUUGCACUCAUUCAAUAUUCAUAAACUGUUAAAAAAAUUUCCAAAAUCACCUAUACGGCCAUCCGGUUCUCACUUUUGUAGUGCGAGUUGUGGCAAGUGUUUGAAUGAACAUUAACAGAGUUACGCUCCAACAUUAUAAAGAAUUUAUUCUGUUUAUUUUUUAUUUAAUGGUUUAUUAACGCGCGGCAUUUUGAGUACUCCUGCAAGCGAUGUUCACUGAACGACUGAAAACAAUCGGCACAGUGAUUAAAAUUACAAGAGAGACUACUAACAAUCAAUAAAAGAAACAUAAUUCGGUGAAACAUAUACAGAAACAACAAUUUUCAUUCAGGAAGACAAGUAUUAAAGUAUCCCUAAAAAUCCUGAGUCUUCAAGCUUCAAGCUUAAGUUUAUGUUUUAAGCCGGCUUCCCGGUGUUUGCUUUUUUCUAAGACAAACUCGAGGCAAGAAAAUCGCUCAAAGCUUUCUUUUCCGGCCAGAAUUAUAACUAAAUAUUCUUUGGAACGUUUUCUUUCUAUUUGCGGUGAGAAACUGUCUAAAGGCUUUUUAAAGUUCUGUAAGCUUAUAUCAAACCUGAUACUCGGUCAGAUCAUUGUCUCAAAUCUUACAAACGUGCAUAAACUAAAUGACCGCAUAAACUCCGCUCGACUUCAUUAAAUUAGAUCCAAAAAAACAAACAUCAAAUACAAUAAUUUCUCUGGCUUACCAUUUGAAAUGCAGCUCCUGAAAGGUAUUAAGAAAAGCCAGUAUCGCUUCAGACUUUGCAAUCCUCUUACGCAUCAAGCAAGGUGAAAACGAAAAUGAUGCCAUCCGAAAUCGGAUUUCCGACUUCGACAAGCGACGUAUUCCUCAACCAAAAACCCAAUAAACAAACUAGCCAUGAAUAACAGAGGACUCCUGAUAGCAGCUGAAUUUCAUUUUGCACAUCCAGUGGAAAAAGACAGUUAAAAACAUCACAAGUUGACACAAAACUCUGUCAGCCUCAGCUGUCAAAGUAAACAAGAUUCAAGAUGCUGCAUAAAUUUUCCGCAUGAACUCAUCUGUCAAAUUUUACCAAUCAGAGCAUAAACAUUGGACGUAGAGCGUGACCAACGCGUGACCAUGGUGAGAAAAGUCAAAAGCAACUGUCUUCCCUGCCUGUAACAGCUGGCUGAAUUUUCGCAUCCGAGGUGAGUUUGCAAUCAAAAUUUUAAUUGUGUAGCACAUAAACACAACAUAUUUCAUAUGAAUUUAGAAAAAACUUGAACUUGAGCCUGCAAUCACUUGAAAACUAGUAACUUGUCAGCGGAUAACUUCAAAAAAAUACUUGACCUCGAUGGGUCGACACCUGAGCCCGCGAUACGGUCAAGUGAUACUGGUCAGCGGGUACCCUGUUUUGACAGCUGUCAAUUGAUCAAAACAUUGAUGUCCAAUAUGUGUGCAUUAUCAGUUUAACUAGUAAAAGUAUGAGAUUGAACAUUGUUGGCGAUCUAGUAAAACAAUUAACUGGUCAGCGGACAGCUUCCAAAUAAAUCACGUCACCUCGAUGAGUUGACACAUGAGCCCGCGAUAUGGUCAUGGGAUACUGGUCAGUGGCUAUCCUCUUUUGACAGCUGUCAAUUGACCAUGUUGUGAAUGUCCUAAAAUCCUAUAUUAAAAAUGUGGACUUUCCAAGACACGCCUGAGACACCCCUCCCUUCCUUUUGAUAGUCUCCCCUACCCCACCCGUACAAUCUGUAGACGCGUACGUACGUACGCUCGGUCAAUCACGUGACAACCAAACGAAAAGAGGUUGACCAUAUUCCAUGAGUAUAGGGCUCUGUCCCACGCGCGCUUCGCGGGCGCGGGAGCCCCGCUAUAAGCCAUCUUGAGAAUUUUAUGAGCAGCUUCAGUUUGUAACUGUGGUCUGUGAUGAUACUGAUGAAACCACAGAUUCUUUGACAUCUGAGCCAAAACCUAAAUCCAGAAAAUUAUCAAAACAGCUGCAAAAAGCUCGUGAGGAGAAAAAGCUUGAGCUAUUUUCAGAAGCAGUCAGAGCCAUCAACGAACCAGUCCCCUAAGUAAUUCCUAGUGAGAACUCCGUGUUAAAAGAUGAAGUAGCAGCAGAUUGCAAUUAUAUUCGACUUACCUUGUCUAAAUUCAGUGCCAGUAACUUCAGAAGAGCUAAGAAGUGUAUAGGAGACAUCCUGUUCCAAAUUGAAGAUAACGGGGAAGUCGAUACUAGAAUUACUCCACAUAUAGCCUACUCAAGGGAUAGAUAUAGUCCCACUCCCUCAUCA
Messenger RNA from Porites lobata, 2985 nucleotides. NCBI's taxonomy places the organism in Eukaryota, Metazoa, Cnidaria, Anthozoa, Scleractinia, Poritidae. The record is from the annotation of a GenBank genome assembly.